Molecule: messenger RNA, 1644 nt
Organism: Molossus molossus (Pallas's mastiff bat)
Lineage: Eukaryota; Metazoa; Chordata; Mammalia; Chiroptera; Molossidae
Gene: NCALD
Product: neurocalcin delta
Exons: 5
Coding region: 351-932 (193 amino acids)
Biological process (GO): calcium-mediated signaling
Cellular component (GO): cytosol
Molecular function (GO): actin binding; tubulin binding; calcium ion binding
Source: RefSeq, a predicted model, not a curated record
AAAAGUAACAGCCUUACAUAAACUGCUGUACUGAGCUGUCAACUCUUCAAGUGAAAUAUUCAUUAAUUAUGAGUGCUCUCAGUUGCAGGGCCAUAGAACUGCUGGUGACAGACUUCUGCUGUGAUACCGGGAAGGCUCUGGGACCCGGCACUCCGCCUGACUGCACACUGACUCUUCGUCACUCUCAAUGACAAGAACAGCGAAAGCCUUGUCGAUCUGCUAAUGAUCUUCACUCCUGUCUGAAUUCUGUUCCUGGGCUGCUGGGUCUCGGUCGGCGCUCGUCUGCUCCCCCUUCCGUCCGCUGGCCAGCAUCAUCCAGCGUCCUGUGAGUCCGAAUCCUUGCUGCCAGGAUGGGAAAGCAGAACAGCAAGCUGCGCCCGGAGGUCAUGCAGGACUUGCUGGAGAGCACCGACUUCACGGAGCAUGAGAUCCAGGAAUGGUAUAAGGGCUUCUUGAGAGACUGCCCCAGUGGACAUUUGUCAAUGGAAGAGUUUAAGAAAAUUUACGGGAACUUUUUCCCUUACGGGGAUGCUUCCAAAUUUGCAGAGCAUGUCUUCCGCACCUUCGAUGCCAACGGAGAUGGGACAAUAGACUUCAGAGAAUUCAUCAUAGCCCUGAGUGUGACAUCGAGAGGCAAGCUGGAGCAGAAGCUGAAAUGGGCCUUCAGCAUGUAUGACCUGGAUGGAAACGGUUACAUCAGCAAGGCAGAAAUGCUCGAGAUUGUGCAGGCGAUCUAUAAGAUGGUUUCCUCUGUAAUGAAAAUGCCUGAAGAUGAGUCAACCCCGGAGAAAAGGACAGAAAAGAUCUUUCGCCAGAUGGACACCAACAGAGAUGGAAAACUCUCCCUGGAAGAGUUCAUCCGAGGGGCCAAGAGCGACCCGUCCAUCGUGCGCCUCCUGCAGUGUGACCCCAGCAGCGCAGGCCAGUUCUGAGCCUGCGCCCCGCGAAUCCUAGGGCUGCCUGUGUUCCCCUUUGGAUUUUUCUUUUUAACCUUUUUUUUUUUUUUUGCCAAACAAUAUUGAUGGUGAUGCUGUCCCCGUGCGGUCAGAUGCACCUUCCUCCGUGACGCCUUCAGCUUCUUUCGUUUGUGGACGCUUCGUGGGAAUGCCCGCCCGACGCUUGUGGGGAGCAUGGGCAGUGCUGUCGUGCACAGACUCUGGUGUUCAUUGUUCUGACGAUUUUAAAUGGUUGUUGUUAUUCUUUUCUCUUGAUUCUACUGUCUCUGUUCUAAACCCGAAGACCCGGGGAAGCCGGAGAAGGGAAACUGAUCUAAUGCAAUGAUGCUGUUACAAGCUUUGAGGGGCUUGUUUGAAAAACAAAACUUCGCCUGGGGCUGUUGUCACACGUGCCCGAAGGGUGAUGGCACCAGGUGUGGGAGCCCCAACCUAAGAAUAGGGACCGUUCUGGGGCCAGGCUGUGAAAGACCCCGGGGGGUUCCUCCCCAGCAGGCCUCCGGCCCUUCCCAGCAAGCUGUAGUUUCCAAGCUGUGAACAUUUCAAAAUAAAUUAAUAGUGAGAGAAAAAGAUGGCUCAGCUGUUUUUUCACAGGUUUACACUAGUUGAGCUAAGAUGAGUUUCUUUAAAAUUAAUCACAAAUGGUAACUUAUAUUACAAGACCAGACUUAUCUUGUUGCCUCUUGUGAUU